AGAAGCUAGAGGAUCAACAGGAACCACGGAAACCAUGGGAUCCGCAGGAAUCAGAAGAAUUGGAAGAAUCGGAUGAAUUAGACAAACCAUCGCAUUCUCUGCACUGUCAACAUUCAGACGAUAAUCAAGAUGAAAGAGAGGACAGUCCGGCCCCAAGUCUUAAAUCUCAAGCUUCGUAUUGGUCGCCUAGUCCGGAAAGCAACAAAUACCCACCAAAGAAUAUUGGUAACAAAGAGACUCCGCUGCAAUUCGAUACACAACUACCCCCGGUGUCAUCUCCUCGUCCCACGGAGCCCAUGAGGUUUACAAAGCCAGCCUCAGUCAAACGAGAACCGCUGUAUUUCCCAUCAAGCAACCAAGAAGAGGAAGCUCUCGAUGUUGAAGUGCCAACAGCAAUUAGUGACAUCAUUCCAUCUUUGAAUAAGUCAGCCGUUUCGACGUUUGCGACGCCGCCCUCUGCCCAGAUUGUGCCGUGCACUCUCCCAUUAUCAGAAGAAGUCCCCAGGCAGCAAGUAACGAUAAAGAAGCAGCGGGUUUACAAACCUGUUCCUCAAUUGUAUCGACCAACAAACCAACCGGUGCCGACACAUCUUAAUUGCAACGCGGCGCAAUUAGGGCAUAUAACUUCGCCCACUACUGAUAUUCAAAGUUCUAUAUCGACAACCAAUACAUCCUCCUCCAUCAUACCUUCUACUAUGCCGGGCGAAGCCUUUUCCCAAGGCGUGCCUAAUUGGAAUGCCAACCUAGCUACUUCUCCAUCUAAGGAGUCUCAUAUCAGCCACGAUGAGCUUAAUGUUCAAAAUUCCCCGCAAGCCCAAUGUCUGUCACCCGAAUACCGGCCUCAGUCACCAAUACUGAGAUCGUCGCCACCUAUUCUACCUAUUCCUCAGAGUCGGCUCACAGCCGACGCCGUACUGCCCUCGGGCACGGAUUCGCAACCCCCGUUCGUUCGUUACACAGUGACAUAUCCCAAUUACAAUGGGACAAUUAGGGAUUUUGUAACGGCUUGCAUGUAUAUCCAACUUCAGCAACGAAGGAUACGAACAUCACUUUAUGACGACUUCAUCCGAGCCUGGCAUGAAGGAUAUGUGCCGUACGUUCAGAGUUGCGACGAUACUGAUUUUCCUGUCAAACCAUUAAAUGCCAUCGAGUGGUUCAACGGAAUCGAUGAUGACCCGCUAUUUACAUCGCGAAUCAUUACAAAGCAGAAUCUUCAGUCGACACUCAAUCAUUAUCCAGAUGAGCUUCGUUCUGCUCAGAGCCUCUUAGGCCUGACACCUUCGCAAGCCCAGGAAAUAACGAGUUCUCCUGACGCUGCUCUACUUGUGGAGGGCUAUAAACCCGUCUCAAAAGGCGAGGAUGACGUCGUUAUGCAGGAGUCAAGUAGAACAAUGCACAGCAUUUCAACGCCAGCGAGUGUCGAUUCUACACAUUUAGAACCAGCUAUUUCUAUGCAGCCACCCAUGGAAAAGAGUAGAGCCAUGCCUCUGCACAAGUCCUUUGGUGAAAUAGAGAAGCGACCAGCCGCCACCAAAGUAUUAGCGCGAUCCUUUUCCGAUGUAACUCGUCAAAAGAGGAAAGCUGCUGAUGAACUCGGUGGCAAUGUACCGAAACGUCUAUCAGUUAACGCCCUUCCACGUUCUGAGGCGGAAAACGGUACCGGCCUCGACCCUGACAUUCCCAGCAGUACGAUGCAAUCUUCUAUCCCGCCGAGCUCUAUUGCGCCAAGCUCUACGGCAGGCAGUAGAAAUAGUAAGAAGAAAUACAUGGACGAUUUGAAGUUUAAGAUGUCCAUAGAACGAUGGAGGAAGAAACGAGGAAAGCAGAUUCCAAGCUCGGCGCCUGUGAGCAAUACCCCGACAUCUGCUCAGAGAGAAUGAGAGACAUUGUAAAGAGAUAUGUGUACUGUCGGGUUGGUUGGUGGUGCUUUGGGAGCAACUGGUGCAUGUUAUACGGCUAAGAUACCCCUUUCUACUAUUGCUGAUACUAGCAAAUGCAAAACUCAUAUGAACAAGACUUGCGAAGACUCUUGAUGCCAGAC
This is a messenger RNA of Annulohypoxylon maeteangense, 2041 nucleotides long. RefSeq lists its product as uncharacterized. The record is from RefSeq and is a predicted model, not a curated record. NCBI's taxonomy places the organism in Eukaryota, Fungi, Ascomycota, Sordariomycetes, Xylariales, Hypoxylaceae. Bases 297 to 1880 code for a protein of 527 amino acids. The transcript has a single exon.